AUGGACGCUCUCGCCUCCUGCGUCGUGGCACCGUCUCUGCACCCGCCGCCGCCGUCCUCGCCGGCGUGCCCGCACCACCACCGCCGCCGGCUCUGCGGCACCUUCCUCCUCUCCUCCUCCACACGGGUCGUCCCGCUCGUGGCGGCGCCCCCCAGAAGGAACCCCGUGUUCAGUCCUCGCCGCUCCCCCCGCCGGGCGCCCAUCGUCGCCUCGUCGCAGUUCAAUGCGGCCAAAGGUCGUCUUCUUCGUCGUCCUCCUCCUCGAUCGCCGAGAGCCAGGGGAACCAUCGCCGGGGAGCCCUACUUCUCCUCCUCCUCCCCCUUUUUCUUCCUCCUUUCAGGACCACUGGACGUCGAUUUCGAGUGAGCCUGGUCUAAUUCUGCGUAGAAACAAUUACCUGCAGUUCUCACGACGGCGUGGAGAGUCGCAAAGGACGGCGUCGAGGCGGGCGCGAACCUUGUUCCCGUAAGCUCCACCUUUCUCCUUCUCUACAACCAGCUCCUCGUUGAACUCUCGGUCGCCCAAAGUCAACGUGCUUCUCUCGAGAUUAACAGGACUCCGUGCCCAGACCGGCGGCCAGGGUUGCUGUCGCCGCAGUCGCCGCCGUGGUGGCCUUGUUCCUGCUCAAGUCCCUGGUCUCCACAGUACUAUUUGUGGUGGUAUGUCCGAUCACUACCCAUUACUAGCCUUCACUCCGAUGAGCUCUGCACAGUUCGUCCGAUUCACGAAAAACCCACAUCGAACCUGCUCAAACCCGUUUGAAAUCUGAUUUUUUCUUCGAUUAAAUUUGAUUUUUCUUCACAUAAUUCAUGCUUAUGAUCUUCGUUCUUCAGGAGCCCGGAGAGUUCUUAUGCUGUGCUGACUUUCUCUCUCUAACAGGCCAUGAUGGGGCUGAUAUACUUCGCCUACAUCGCCUUCAAUGCCAGUGAGGAGGGACCGAGCGAUGCUGAGGGGGGCGGCCCUCCCGCCUCCGACGACGAAACCCUAGAAGAAGCCCGGAGGAUAAUGGAGAAGUAUAAGUGA
Messenger RNA from Spirodela intermedia, 1023 nucleotides. Lineage: Eukaryota; Viridiplantae; Streptophyta; Magnoliopsida; Alismatales; Araceae. The record is from the annotation of a GenBank genome assembly.